Messenger RNA from Ceutorhynchus assimilis (cabbage seed weevil), 3854 nucleotides. The record is from the annotation of a GenBank genome assembly. Lineage: Eukaryota; Metazoa; Arthropoda; Insecta; Coleoptera; Curculionidae.
AGGCAACAAACAUCAAUACAUUAAAAAUAAGAAGCAAACAAUAACUAAAAACAGUGGUUUUUAUUAUCUAUUUGGUGGUUUUUCCGUUAUCUCAUUAUUGAAUAUUUCGGUUUAUAUAUAUAUAUAUAUGUCUACGAUUGCCAAUAAUAACUAAACAUAUUGUUUUUAUGGUGGUUGAGUAUAUAAUAUUAAAUCAUGUACAAAAUGUUUAAUAUGGAAAAUAAAUCCUACAAAGAAACAGAAGCCGGUACGGAAUUGAACAAAGUCACAAUAAUCAAUGGCAACAUUAAAGCUUCAACUAAUACCUGUACUCCAGAAGUAUGCAGAAGAGCAAGACAACAAUACCAGCCUCCAGAUUUAGCCAAUAGCAGUCCCUGGAACCAGAAAAAAACUUACUUUUUCAUUUCGGUAAUAGUGCUUUUAAUUGUGUGGAUUGUUGUGUAUACUACUGUAAGUCAACUGAAAAUUGUAUGAUAAGAAUGAGACGAAACUAUUGUGCAAAGGCUGUGAGGUAAAUUAAGUGUUUCAGAUUUUUUUCUUUUAGUUUUGCAAAUUUUGUUAAACAAAAAACAUGUAGUAAUAUGAUUUUUUUAUGUAUUCUUUUUCAAUAAAUAUUUGACAAAGUACAUAAAACAGCUUGUGCCUAGGUUGAUAAAAGUUUAUGUAAAAAUUUAAAUGCACCUCACCUGUUAUUGGCCCAGAAUCGAUGUUGCCAUCUAAUUUCUAUAUGGAUGCUUACUCCUUAGGCAGGUGGAAUUAACAUAUUCAGGUCCAAAAACUAUACAGAAGCAUCCAAAAGUUACGUUGAGCGAAAUUCACACCAAAAAAUAUAAUCUUGAAAAAGUUCCAUGUUUAUUUGUAACUAAAACAACUAUUAUUUGAAUAAAAAAGAACUUUAAUGAAGUCAACAACAUAAAAAAACUAUCAAGUAAACUCAUUUUUUAUUUUUCUUAUUUUUCUUUGUUUCUUCACUUUUCCUUUUCCUUUCAUUGACAGGCUUUGCGCCUUCUUCAUUCAUGCCCUCUUGCAAUUCUGCUAAAGGCGAUACACUAAAUCCUGGAAUAUGAGGUUCCACUAAUUGAACUGUGAAUUUCUCAUGCUGGAUAUUGCUCGAAUCUAAUUUUAAGCGAAUCAGCACUGGAUCGAAAGUAUGGAAAACAACAUCUCCAGCUUUUUGCGUGAUAGUCUCCUCGUCGUACUCAAAUAUUGAAGUCUCCCCUUUCUUUACCAAGUACAUCGUACACUCUAGGCCAUAUUUAGGUAUCAAAAUUUGCAAAGCAUUUUUCCUGACAUACAAAAUAUACCCUUGCUCGUCGUUAAGUUUUCCUUUGAAAAACAGAUGAGUAUUGAACGCAACAGAAGCUCUUCCAGCAUAUUGCGCCAUCCUGUUUCUGUAAUUCAAAUUCUGACACAACUCUGAAGAUUUUUGUUUGUCUAAUAAAUCUGGAUAAGUACUAUCAGCUGCACAAGUCACGGCUAACAAUCUAUGAACAAUUAUAUCUGCAUAACGACGAAUAGGAGAUGUAAAAUGAGUGUACAAAGGCACUGCGAGACCAUAAUGGUAAAAAUCUUCUUUUUGCAAAGUUCCACUAGGGAAAUAUACAGCUUGUAACAUGCAUCUUGUAGCUAACAUCCUCAACAUUGUAUUCAAAUAAGGAUUAUCUGCUUUAACAGCAUUAUCUAAGGAUUCAGCUAAAUUUUUGCCACAAUCUAUUUGAAUAUCGAAGCCCAAAUGUCUUCCUGCUUUAACCAAUGGAUCGAAAUUAGUAGCUGGUGGUGUAGGGUGACGUCUCAACAUGGCACAAUCAGGAAAAUCGUCCAAAAUUUUUUCAGCAACACUUAUGUUAGCUAACAACAUAAAUUCCUCAACCAUUGAAUUGGUUUCAUACAUUUUUUUCACUUCCACAUCAAGAGGCUCCAUUGUUUCUGAAUCCAUUAAGAUUUUAACUUCAGUAGAAGCCAAAACUAAAGCCCCAUUUUCUCUGCGUCUCCUUUUCAAAAUUUUAGCCAACAUAUUAAGAUUCCUCAAUGACUCUGCUAUAGAAUCGGUUUGAGUUUUAUCAUCAAUAGUAAUCUGAGCUUCUUCAUAUGUCAUAGCUCUUCUAGACCUUAUUAUACUUUUAUGAAAUCUAGUCUUCAAAAUAUUGGCAUUCUGGUCCAUUUCCCAUACGCAUGAAAAGGCAAAUCUUUCUUCUCCACCUCUAAGGGAGCACAAAUUUGAGCUCAAAAGUUCUGGAACCAUAUCGAUACGUUUGCCAACUAAAUAUACGGUUGUGGCUCUUGAAGCGGCUUCAAGAUCAAUUGCUGUGCCAGGUCUAAUAAAGUGAGACACAUCUGCUAUGUGAACUCCAACUUCUAAUUUACCAUCUUUGAUGGGACGACAAUGUAAUGCAUCAUCGAUAUCAGUACAUCCUGGAGGAUCUACAGAGCAAAUAUCAAUAUCGCGCAAAUCCACUCUGCGCUUCUCAUCUUCCUCGGUAAUAAUCCAAGGAAGUUUUGGUAAACAACUCAAAACUUCUUCUGAAAAUUGACUGUGAGGGACAUCGUGUUCUAAAAGUACAACUUCAUUUUCUGUGUCUUGGCUUCCAAUGCGGCCUAAAGCUCUUACAAAAUGUCCAUGUGGAUAGCGUGAAUGUCUAGGCCAAGCAUCUAUGGUGACAAUAAGUUUUUGAGUUUUGAGAAAAUCUGCUUGUCUGGUUUCUAUUCUAACUUUUGGUAUCGAUCUAUUUGCUGGUACAAAAAUUUGAUAAACUCCAUCGGAAUUACCUUGUAGAAUACCACAAUACUGUUUCCAUUUUCUUCUAAUUAUACCAACCACUUUUCCAGUUGGUUUUAUUUCAGAGUCUUGCACAGUAGUAUUUUUCAAUACUUUUUCUUUUUCUUCAACAUCUUCAAUUUGUUCUUCAGAAACUCCAUCAUCUUCCAAGAUAAUUUCACUAGGACUAACCCACUGUUCUUUUUUAAAUAUUUCAAUGGCAACAAUGUCUCCAUCAACGGCCCUAUUUAAACCGCUUCUACCUUGAACCAAAACAGGAUCUGUAAAUCCUUCUACAUUAAUAAAGCCUUCUAAAAAGUUAUCCUUUGAAGCUCUGAAAGUUCCUUGAUGCAAUAUACCUUGCUUAAUGCCAUUAAGUAAUUGUGCAGUGGAUAAGUGAGGAGGAAAAAUUUCUUUGCCUUUUGAUUCAGUGUGGAAAUCUUUCCGUGAAAGCUUGUCUUCUAAAAGAGACUUAUUUUCAAGAUGUUUUACAUAUUCUGCAAUAGUGCAAGCUGGUAUUUGGCCUGCAAUUGCCAAUUGCCUGUUUUUGUUGUCAUCUGUUAUAAGAACAAAAUGGUUAGCUGGAAGAUGUUUGAUGUACCAGGAAGUAGCUGCUCUGAUACAUCUAUCGUUAUGAUCAUUGAUUAAUAUGCUGUCUUCUUCAGGAAUGAAUGUGUCCUGAUGAUGAUCAUUGAUGAAAACAUAAAAAUGCCUGCUAGGGUUAUCUAAUAUAGCAUUUAAUCUUUUGUAAAUAGGCAAACUCCUGUUUUUAACUUCUUUGUAUACAGUAUGCAAAAUGAUAACAUUAGAAAUUACUGGUUCUUCCAAAACGUCCAUUUGAUCUAAGAUUAUAUUUGUGUCCAGAAUGACAAAAUGAUUGAAAUUGUAGAGGGAACAUUUAUUAAUGUGGGUUUCAGAUAAGAAACUAGAGGCUUCAGCUUUGCAUUUGGUGCAAUUGGGGACUCCACAAGAAAUAUCGUCUCUGAUGUAAUGUUCUCGGACGUUUUUGAGGAAAUUGCCGAUUUUGUUCUUCUUGAUGAAGGAUUUUGUGGUGAACAUUUUCGAAUUUUAUUGUUUAGUAGAUUUCAGCGUGGAACCA